Molecule: messenger RNA, 1671 nt
Organism: Carassius auratus (goldfish)
Lineage: Eukaryota; Metazoa; Chordata; Actinopteri; Cypriniformes; Cyprinidae
Product: histone acetyltransferase type B catalytic subunit-like
Exons: 11
Coding region: 90-1316 (408 amino acids)
Biological process (GO): subtelomeric heterochromatin formation
Cellular component (GO): nucleus
Molecular function (GO): histone acetyltransferase activity; histone binding
Source: RefSeq, a predicted model, not a curated record
UCCUCCAAUGGCGUUAACGAACGGAAGCACGUGGGUAAACAGGAAGUACUCUCGGCAUUUGGCGGGUUGAGCAGAGAAGACGCGCAAAAAUGGCGGCUGUAAAUGACAUGGAGAAGAAGCUUGCGGAGUAUAAAUGUGACACCAAUGAAGCUGUGUGUCUGAAAUUAGUGCGGUUCCCGGAGGAUAUAGAUGAUGAAAGCACAACAUUUCACCCCGAGUACACUCAUCAGCUGUAUGGAGAUGAUGAAGUGGCGUUUGGCUACAAAGGUCUUCAGAUCCAGCUGUACUACAGCGCAGGGAACCUGAGCACCCUGUUUAAAGUCAAGUACACGGCCAGGGUCACAGACACCUUUGACUGUGUGGAGCCAGAUGAUGUGGAGGGGAAGGUCCGAGAGAUCAUUCCUGCUGGGUUCUGCUGUAACACAGAUGACUUCAUCUCUCUCCUGGAGAAAGAGGCCAACUUCAAACCCUUCGGCAGCCUGCUGCACACCUACAAAGUGCACAGUGUGGAGGCGGGAGAGGAUCUCACCUACCAGAUACACAAGGUGGAUGUCUCGUGUCCAGGGUUCAGAGAGUACCACGAGCGCUUGCAGACGUUUCUCAUGUGGUUCAUUGAGACGGCCAGUUUCAUCGAUGUGGAUGACGAUCGCUGGGAUUUCUUCCUCGUAUUCGAGAAGUACAAUAAGGAUGGAGAGACCCUCUACGCGACGGUUGGCUACAUGACAGUGUAUAAUUACUACGUAUACCCAGACAAAACCAGACCACGUGUCAGCCAGACGCUGAUCUUGCCACCAUUUCAGGGAGAAGGGCACGGGGCUCAGCUCUUAGAGACAGUCCACCGAUACUACUGCACUUCUGCUAAAGUACAGGACAUCACAGCGGAAGACCCGUCUGAAAACUAUGUGAAGCUGAGAGAUUUUGUGCUGGUGAAGCUGUGCUUGACUCUGCCGUCCUUCUCCAGUGAGAAACUCUCACAGGGCUUCAGUGAAGAGAUGGUGUCUGAGGCCAGAGAGAAACUCAAGAUCAACAAGAAACAUGCACGCCGUGUUUAUGAAAUCCUCCGUCUCAGAAACACAGACAUGAGCGAUGAAGAGAAAGCCAGAGAAUUUCGUCUGGAGGUGAAAAAAAGACUCUAUGGACCCUACAGAAAAAACCAGCGUGAGCUGACUAAGAUGCGGAAAUGUUUGAGGCCAGAGGAGUUGGCGUCCCACAUCAGCCAGAUGGACACGAGUCUGCAACACGAGGAGCUGGAGAAAAGCUUCCAGGACGUGCUGGCGGAGUAUCGCAGAGUCCUGGAGCGACUGGCGCAGGCUUGAACACACGAGACUUCUUCUGGAAAGAUCUGGAAAAGACUGGCCAAGACACACACACACUGUUCUGUUGCAUUGUAUCCAGUGUUAAUAAGGGUUUAAACCUGACACAUCUGCAUUUGUUACUUGAGUGAUUUACAGACUUAUUCACAUAAUUAGAGAUGAGUGCAUUGGUCUACUGCGAAGAUGAACUCUGAAGAUUUGUUGAUAUUGUUAUUGGUUUUUUCCAUCAAACAUUUUCCUUAAAAUGUAAAAAUGUAGAUUUUGAAGCACUUCCUAUGAAAAACAAAUAAAAUGUUUUGUAUAUUUCUCCAAUGUAUCUCUUUGGUGAUGGGUCUAAAAUAAAAACAUCUUCGUUUUA